Messenger RNA from Carassius gibelio (silver crucian carp), 990 nucleotides. RefSeq names its product keratin, type I cytoskeletal 42. The transcript has 6 exons. Lineage: Eukaryota; Metazoa; Chordata; Actinopteri; Cypriniformes; Cyprinidae. The record is from RefSeq and is a predicted model, not a curated record. Gene Ontology annotation, molecular function: structural molecule activity. The coding region runs from base 16 to 990 and encodes 324 amino acids.
UUUGGAGCAAGAAUCAUGACUGGAGGGUGUUAUGACUACCUCCAGAAGGGCGAGAAGGCCACCAUGCAAGACUUGAAUGACCGUCUGGCAUCAUACCUAGACAAGGUGCACUCUCUGGAGGCUGCCAAUGCUACUUUGGAGAAGCAGAUCCGGGAGUACUAUGAAAAGAAGGGGCUGAUCUGCCAGAGGGACAACAGCUGCUACUUCAAGACCAUUGAUUGCCUUCAGGAAAAGAUUAAAGAUGCUACUGUCAACAAUGGCGAAAUCCUUCUGCAGAUCGACAAUGCUAAACUGGCUGCUGAGGACUUCAAGAUAAAAUAUGAGAAUGAGGUGACGAUACGGCAGAGUGCAAAAGCUGAUGUUGAUAACCUGCGUUGCAUACUUGAGAAGACAUGCAAAGUAAAAGCCAACCUGGAGACGCAGAUCUGUGCUUUGCAGGAGGAGCUGGUGUAUAUGAAGAAAACUCACCAGGAGGAUGUGGCAGCACUACUGUGUCAGCUGACGGACAAAAAAGUGUGUGUGGAAGUGGAUGCUGCUCCUCAGCAAGACCUGAAGAAGGUUUUGGAAGACAUCCGUUGUCAUUACGAGAACAUCAUAGACAAACAUUGCAGAGAACAGGAGCGUUGGUUCAAACAGAAGAUGGCAGAUCUGUGUAAAGAUGCAGCCACCAACACAGAGUGCCUAGAAACCUCUAUAUCCCAAAUCUCAGAAUUGCGACGCACUUUGCAGCGUCUGGAAAUCGAGCAACAGUCUCAAAUCAGAAUGAAAAGAGCACUGGAGUGCUCACUGUUGGAAACAGAGGCUAGGUACAGCACUAUGCUAGCAGGUUUCCAGAAACACAUCGACGCAUACGAGGCAGAGCUUUGUCAGGUGCGCAGUGGCAUUGAGCAGCAGGGCAGAGACUAUGCUGCACUCCUGGACAUCAAGAGCCGUCUGGAGCAGGAGAUCGCUACCUACAGGUGUCUCCUGGAAAAGCAGGACAUUAAGUAA